Molecule: messenger RNA, 3131 nt
Organism: Plasmodium cynomolgi strain B
Lineage: Eukaryota; Apicomplexa; Aconoidasida; Haemosporida; Plasmodiidae
Exons: 2
Coding region: 1-2481 (826 amino acids)
Biological process (GO): 7-methylguanosine cap hypermethylation; 7-methylguanosine RNA capping
Cellular component (GO): nucleus
Molecular function (GO): RNA cap trimethylguanosine synthase activity
Source: RefSeq, a predicted model, not a curated record
AUGAUUCGAAAAAAGUACAAAAAUUUCAACGACCCCCGAGACAGCGAUAAAACGUUGAACCUAUGCUUCCUGAUUCACCCGAGUUACUACACAGUGUUGGAGUUGGAAGAAGAAGAUUUGAUAAACAAUGAAAUACGACACAACUUCUUGCAGCUCGCAAGAAAAAUUAAUAUAUAUGACAAAACAGAGCCAAAGAAAAAUUACAAAAAAACAGAUAGCCUAGCUAGAGAGCUAAGUUAUAUCAAAAGCUGGGAACUAUUAAAACACACGUAUAAAUUUAAAAUGCCCAUUUUAUUUCAAAAUAUAAAAAAAUUUAAUUUGCACCACCAUGAGAUGAUUAAUUAUUUUGCGAUAAAUUACUAUGCGAGGAAAAGGAAUUUAGUGAGGAAUAAAAUAAUGGCAACAAUACAUAGGGACAGGUGUUUUAUCAUAGACACGGAUAUGGUUUACUCCAUGACUCCUGAGUACAUUGCUAAGAAUAUCGGGAAUAGCAUAAUACCUGAGGAGAAGAAAGAACCUAGAUGGAGGCCAAGGGUUAGAAGGGAAAGAGCGCUGCCUUUGUGUGAAAGGAAGAAAAGGCGUUACAAUGAAAAUGUGUUGGUGAGGAAAGACACCGAGGAGGGGCGGUCAUUCGGGGAGUUGCUGCCUGGCGAUCAGGGCGAAGACGUUGGUGAGAAGAUGAUGGUGUGGGAGGAAGGAGAGGAGGCCGAGGUGGUGAGAGUGGAGGAAGUGGAAGAAGGAGAGGAGGCCGAAGUGGUGAGAGUGGAGGAAGUGGAGGAAGGAGAGGAGGGCGAAAUGGGAGAAGUGCCGACGGUACACGCGAAGCCAAGGGCAAAGACCCCUCCGAGAGCGCGCAAUCCAACGAAGAAGGAAGACUCAGACAAAGUGCUAAUUUACCUGGACCCCUUUUGCGGGGCUGGAGGAAAUAGCCUAAACAUCGAACUCGCACGAGUGAAGGAAUGCCAACAUAAUUGCAAAUUUUAUAAUAACAACGUAGAUUUUAUUGUGUGCGAUUUUUUUAAUAUAGUAAAUUUAUUUAGGGAAAAUACAAUCGAUGUAGUUUUUCUGAGUAUCCCCUGGGGAGGACCAUCAUACAAAAAGAAAAAAAAUUUCAAGUUACACUGCCCAGGGAAGAAAUUAACUGUAUAUUCCUGUUUGAGGGAAUCCAUGAAGUUAACAAAAAAUGUAAUUUUUUAUUUGCCUCGAAAUGUGUGUAUGAUGGAUUUGUAUGGCCUAUUCUGGUACUACCAGAAAUUGGCAAAUGGAAAAAAUAAAUUAAAAAACCAAAGCACAUCGAACGAACUUUUUAUCGAGCUGUAUGCCAACAGAGCUAGGUGCCUAGUGGACGAACAACACGACAACAGUGUCCAAAAUUUUCACUACUUUUUUAACAAGCAGGCAGACAUGCAGAGCAACGAGUUCGACAUUGGGAAGCAGGGAAAUCUUUUCAGCAUUAACAUAGAUGAAUGCAACCAAUUUUUGAAUCAGCCCAAGGAGCAAAAAAAGAAAAAGAAGAAGAGGCGGACCAUUGGGCAUGUGGAAGACAUUUACAAGAUUAAUGUGACGGGGGAGAGAAGUGAGGUCAAGGUGAGAGAGGGGAAGAGGGCCAAGGCGAGAGGGGGAGAGAGGGCCAAGACGGAGGCAAAAAGCGAAGGAGGCACAAAAGGCGAAGGAGGCAGAACAGCCCAAGGAGGCACAAAGGGCGAAGGAAGCAGAACAGUCCAAGGCGAAUCGGGUGCCCAAAUCGAAGCGACCGGGAGCGGCAACGCCACGGAUAAACGCGCCGAUCGUGGCAGGAAGAAGAAGCGCGCGUCGGUGUGGAAAUGGCAUAACACGUGCAUGGUUGUAUACCUGGGGAAAAUAACCAAAGUGCUAAAGAAAAACAAAACGAUCAAUUACAACAGCAUAUACUACCUGCACAAGGAGUUAUCCAAAUGUAACAUGGAAAAGGUGAGAAACAGGGGAGAGAUGAAUUUCUCCCUGUACAGACAUUUAUGCAAUAAAAAAAAAAACAUCAUUCACAAUAUCACGAAGAAAGUUGAAAAGAGAGAAAUUUGUGUAAACAAAAAUGAAAGGACGUAUAACAUUUUAAUUAAUCACAAAAAUGUCUUCUUCCUAAAUUACUUUAUCGAUAAAAAAUUAAACGAACUUAUGAACAACAUCCUUGGCCUUUUUUUUAAAAAUGUAAAAAAUAUUAUUGGGUUUGAAAAAGUCAGCUUUUUAAAUAAAGUAUUUAUUAACUUGGACAGUUCCCUAUUAAACGCCUUAACGAGAAGAUUAACAAUGGGACAUAACAUAAAAAAAUAUGAAACGUAUAUUUAUUCGGACAUGUUGGGUAAGAGUUGCGGGCUAUAUGUGAUAACAGAUUAUUUUAACUUCAUUUUGAGUGAAAUUAAAAAAGUAGUUAUCAUUCUGUUUGGAAUUUAUUUGCACGACAUCAGUUUUAUGAAAUAUUUUUUUAAAAAGCAAAAGUACCAAUAAAAAAAUUGAGAAAUAAAAAAAGUUUUAAUAACAUCCAUUAUACCAUUGUUCGACUUCUGUUCAAAUUUAUUCUCUACAUUGAUUUGUUUAAAAAUAUUUUAAGCAAUAAUAUCAAGUUGGAAGAAUUUUUCAACAAAAAUAUUGUAAGUACAGGGCUGGCGAAUUUAUUGGAAUAUUUGGACAUAGCAAACAAUGACUAUAACUUUAUUAAGUAUAAAAAUAAAAAAGAUUUUUCCUUUUCGUUUAAAAAUUUAAUCAAAAAUUUUAUUACACUUUCUGUUAACAUGGAGAUUAAUGGAAAGGUGAUACACACGGAGGAAAUUACGAAACUGUACUUUAGAUUUUUGUUCAACGUGUAUGAGCCGGAUGUACUCCUGCACGAACUGCAGAGUGAUCUUUACGAAGACCAAGACGAAGAUCAAGUAAAGUGCUAUCAGUGGCACUUAUGCCUAGCUGCAGUGAACUUUUUCACCAAGCAGUUUUUUUACAAUAUGAAUAUAACGUCCUUCUUGGAUUAUUUCAAUUCGCUCAUUUAUUUUUACUUCAACCAGAUGUAUGUUUUGUCCAAAUGUCACCGAAAUUAUUCAAAUUUGUUUAUUGUUCGUUUGAAUAAUUUUCUCUACGACAGUUUUUGCGUGAAUAUUUUGUAG